Prunus armeniaca (apricot) is the source of this 1827-nucleotide messenger RNA. NCBI's taxonomy places the organism in Eukaryota, Viridiplantae, Streptophyta, Magnoliopsida, Rosales, Rosaceae. The record is from the annotation of a GenBank genome assembly.
AUGGCAUUGAGCACCCAAAGAGACUCUGCCUUUCUUCCUUCACCUCAUCAGUCUGCUCCUCAACCAAACCACGAUGUGUUUUUGAGUUUCAGGGGUGAGGACACUCGACUUAGCUUUGUAUCCCAUUUAUACCACGAAUUGCAGCUCAGGGGCAUUAAAACAUUCAAGGACGAUCCUAAGCUUGAAAGAGGGACACCUAUUUCUUCAGAGCUCUUCAAUGCAAUCGAAGAAUCAAGGCUUGCAAUCGUUGUUCUCUCGCCAAAUUAUGCAUCUUCUUCUUGGUGCUUGGAUGAACUUACAAAGAUUCUCCAAUGCAUGAAAUCCAAGGGCACAAUUCUGCCAGUGUUUUAUAAUGUGGAUCCCUCCCAUGUGAGAAAACAAAGCGGCAGUUUUGUGGACGCCUUCACUGAGCAUGAGAAAAGGUUUAGGGAAGACAUCGAUAAGGUGAAGCGCUGGAGAAAUGCUUUAACAGAAGUAGCCAAUUUAUCUGGGAUAGACUCAAGGAAUGAGUGUGAAAGAAAGCUUAUUGAAAAGAUUGUUGAAUGGGUGUGGAGUAAAAUGCAUCGCACAUUCAAAUUGUUAGAUUCCACAGAGUUAGUGGGAAUUAAGUUUACACUUGAGCACAUAGAUUGGCUAUUAGCUCCUACGGAUGAUGUUCGCUUUCUAGGGAUAUGGGGAAUGGGCGGCAUUGGCAAGACGACCAUUGCUAAGCUUGUUUAUGAGAGCAUUUCUGUUCAUUUUGAAGUUCUUCUCAUUCUUGACGAUGUGAGUGAAUCAAGCCAACUUGAAAAGUUGGCUGGUGAAAAGGAUUGGUUUGGUAAAGGGAGCAUAAUCAUAAUUACAACUAGAGAUGAACGGUUGCUAGUUAAGCAUGAUAUGCAGGUAUCAUAUAAGGUAGAGGGAUUAAGUGAUGAUGAUGCUCUUGAGCUCUUUAGUCGGAAUGCCUUUAAAAAAAAUGAGCCUGAGGAAGGUUUCUUGGAAUUGUCCAAGGGUUUUGUUAAUUAUGCCAAAGGCCUUCCACUAGCUCUUAAACUUUUGGGAUGCUUAAUGUAUAAUAGAGAUGAAGGUGAAUGGGAAAGUGAAUUGGAUAAGCUACGGAAAAUUCCUAGGUCUGAAAUUUUUGAUUUACUCAAACUAAGUUACGAUGGACUAGAUGAGAUGAACAAGAAUAUAUUUCUUGAUGUUGCAUUUUUUCUUAAGUGGAAGGGCAAGGAGGAAGUAAUUGAAAUACUAGACAGUUGUGGCCUAUGUGGUCGUAUUGGGAUAAAUGCUCUCAUUCAGAAAUCACUCUUAACUAUAUUAAAUGGGAAUGUUGAGAUGCAUGAUUUGAUACAAGAAAUGGCAUUGGAAAUUGUUCGUCAAGAGUGUCCUGAAGAGCCUGGUAGACGAAGUCGAUUGUGCAAUCAUGAUGAUAUCUCUCAUGUAUUCGUAAACAAUACGGCAACAGACAAAAUUAAAGGCAUCAGAUUACACAUGGAAACACUUGAAAAGGCCUACUGGAAUUGUGAAGCCCUUUCUAAGAUGUUUAACCUAGAAUUUCUUGAAUUUGAUAGGGUUAUUAUUUCUUCAAGCCCUAGAAUUCUUCCUAAUUCUUUAAGAAGUAUCAACUGGAGUCAGUAUCCUUCCAAAUUUCUUCCAUCAGGUUUUCAACCGAAUUUCCUAAUUGCACUUAAGAUGCGUCACAGCAAACUUGUUCGGCUUUGGGAUGGAAGAAAGGACUUGCCCUACUUGAAAGAAAUGGACCUUUGUGGCUCUGAAAACUUGAGCACAACCCCAGAUUUCUCUGGCAUUCCGAAUCUUCAGGUGUUGGAUUUGUUGGAAGUUUGA